AUGGAAGAAAUUAAUGGGGAUCUUUACGGGGGCGGUUUGGUUAGUCUUGGAGAUGAGGGCUCCUUGGAGUCGACUGAUAAUGGCAAGCAAGAGCAAAAUUGUAACAUCUGCGAUAACAAGCUGUGUAGCCCUCGAGUAUUGUCUUGCCUUCAUGUAUUUUGUGAAGCUUGCAUUGACAAGUUAAUGGUUAAUGAAGCUGGAGAUUCUCUGAAAUUUGAUUUGGCUGUAGAGUGCCCCAUAUGCAAACAAGAAACCAAGAUACCUGGAGGGGGGGCUGCAUCUCUUCCUUCCGACUAUGUGCUGACCAACAUACUUGAUGUUUCUUCUAUGGAUCAGUCUGUUGUUUGCACUUGUUGCAAGAGCAAGGAGCCGGCUGUUGCCCGGUGCACUGAUUGCUCUCACUUCUUAUGUUCAAACUGCAAUUCUGCUCACGAAUUUAUGCGAUGUUUCGAAAAUCACAGAGUGGUACCUUUUGAUGCUCUGAGGUCCUCAAAGGAAAAGGCUGCUGUGCAUAAGCCAAUAUUUUGCGCUCGACAUGCAGGGGAGAGUCUUAAGUUUUACUGCUGUGAAUGUGAGGUUGGUGCUUGCACUGAGUGUCUCACUGUCGAUCAUAAAGUUGGUGAACAUCGUUGCGAAAGAAUUGUUGAUGUUGAGCCCAACCUGCGGGCUGAAUUACGAAAUUUUAUUGUGGAAGCUAAUGCUCGAGCAGCUACGGCUGGUAGUGCUUCUGCUAGACUCGAUGAUGCGCUAGGAGAUCUUCAACGCCAGAGAGAUGAAGCAGAAGGUGUGAUUAAUGACGCAUUUCACGCAUACAAAGCUGCACUUGAGAGAUGCCGCGAAAGAGCUCUAGAAGAAUUAGAACGUUUGCAUAAAGAGAGAGAGCUAAAAGUUAUGGAUCUUUUUGAUCGCGUCGAUAAAACUGUUCAGCGCAUUGACUGUGCUUGUAAAUUUGCGGCUAGACUUCUUCGUCGUGGUGAUGGUACCGAAAUAGUAAUGUUGAAAAAGACUGUCGCUUCUCAGUUUGCUCGCUUACUAGAAGGUGCCCCAGAGUUUGAUGUUGAUUAUUCCUUGGAAUUCACAACUAAAAUGGAUAAGUUUGAGGCCAUAUCAGAGGAAUCAUUUGGAACAUUCCGUACCGAAGCAACUCGUGCAGAGGAACGAAAACGUGCUAGCGAAUCUUCUGCUAUUGUAUCAGUAACAUCAAAUUCUCAUUCUCCAGCAGUUUCGGUGACUAACACUCCCGUAUUUGACGACUUUCCAUUAUCUGGCAUACGCCGCGUAACUGGUGUUACUGGGGUCGGCACCAUGGUGGGAGUUCCAGGUGUUGGCGGAGUACCUACUAUUGGGGUUUCAGGAGUGGGAGCUGUUGCUGGUGUUGGAGUCACUAAUUCUAACGUCCUUCCUGGUGGCGUAAAUAUCAACAGUGUACCUGGUGUAGGUGGUGUUACUGGGGUGCCUGCUUUGCCUUCAAUGGUUGAGUAUAAUUUGCAACAACUGGCUAGUAUCGCAGAAAAAGAUGUACCACCUCCACCCCAUGCAUCUCCAGCGCCUUCUUUCACCCUUGCUGAAUUAUUGGCUGGGGAACUAAACUCGCCCCAGGCCUACAAUAACCUUCAAGCACUCGCGAAACUUGGGCUUAAUGCUGAAGUCAAUGGAUUUGGAGGAAUUGGAGGCGUUGGUCCUCGCGGUGUAUCUCCAGGAAGACCAUUGCUGACCGCUGCCGAAGAAGCGGCUCUAGUACCUCCUCCAGCACCACUCGUGCGUGCCACUAAGGCCACUCCUAUGCACAUUAGAUUCAAGUUUGGUCAACUAGGAAGUGGCAAGGGACAGUUUAAUUCUCCUCAUGGAUUUUGUCUUGGAAAUGAUGAAGAUAUCAUCGUGGCUGAUACCAAUAACCAUCGAAUCACGGUAUUUGACAAAUCUGGAACUUACAAGUUCAACUUCGGUAUUGCUGGAAAAGAGGAAGGUCAAUUGUGGUACCCCCGCAAGGUGGCGGUUGUUCGCGCCACUGGCAAGUUUGUUGUUUGCGACCGUGGCAAUGAAAGGUCGCGCAUGCAAAUUUUUACUAAGAAUGGACAUUUCUUAAAGAAAAUCGCUGUGCGUUUCAUUGAUAUUGUUGCGGGGUUGGCUGUCACUGCCGAGGGUUUGAUCGUCGCCGUGGAUAGCGUAACACCUACUGUAUUUAUAUUGUCUGAAGAAGGCGACCUUAUGAGCUGGUUUGAUUGCAGUGAGUGCAUGCGAGAACCAUCUGACAUCGCAAUUAGUGGCAAGGAGUUCUAUGUUUGCGAUUUCAAGGGGCACUGUGUAGUUGUUUUUGAUGAUGAAGGACGUUUCUUACGCCGUAUUGGUUGCGAGAACGUGACCAAUUUCCCUAAUGGAAUCGACGUGUCAGAUGCUGGGGACGUGCUUAUCGGUGAUUCACAUGGCAACAAGUUCCACGUCGCCGUGUUCUCACGUGACGGGGUGCUUGUCACGGAGUUCGAGUGUCCCUAUGUCAAGGUAUCUCGCUGCUGUGGUCUGAAAAUAACAUCUGAAGGAUAUAUUGUCACUCUGGCUAAGAAUAAUCAUCAUGUUCUAGUCCUCAACACCCUUUAUAUUGUCUGA
Arctia plantaginis is the source of this 2604-nucleotide messenger RNA. The record is from the annotation of a GenBank genome assembly. NCBI's taxonomy places the organism in Eukaryota, Metazoa, Arthropoda, Insecta, Lepidoptera, Erebidae.